Messenger RNA from Carassius auratus (goldfish), 1067 nucleotides. Its product is annotated as meiosis-specific with OB domain-containing protein. Bases 1 to 801 code for a protein of 266 amino acids. The record is from RefSeq and is a predicted model, not a curated record. NCBI's taxonomy places the organism in Eukaryota, Metazoa, Chordata, Actinopteri, Cypriniformes, Cyprinidae. Gene Ontology annotation, biological process: resolution of meiotic recombination intermediates. The transcript has 8 exons. Gene Ontology annotation, molecular function: single-stranded DNA 3'-5' DNA exonuclease activity; single-stranded DNA binding.
AUGUCAGGGAAAUUAAUAAAAGCUGACAUUAAUGGCUGGUUGAUUGGAGAGGAGAAAUUCUUUACAAAAUCUGAUGGACGCAAACGACAGAGGCUAGAAAUAAAGCUCUUUGAUGACACUGAGACAUUGAUUUCAUUACUUUUUUUUAGGCUGGUACAAACACUGACACAAAGAGAAACAGUGCUGUUCAUUGCAGAUGCUCGAAUCACCUUUGACAGCUUUCACAAUUGUUUGAUAGCAACAGCGACCUCCAAGACAAUCAUUACUCUCAACCCUGAUACUGCAGAAGCUAACCAACUGUACACAUCUGUAAGGGAACUGUUAGAAGCAGGAGUUCUGAAUGACCAAGACAUCCUCUCAGUGGAUUCCAUUAGUGAUGUUCUGACUGUGACCCAGCUUAAAGCUAGAAUUCAAAAACAUGCUGAUGUCUUUCAUUGCAUAACAUACGGUUUCAUCAGAAAUCUUGAUCUAAGUUCCGCCAUCUCCAAAGUCAUAUGCAAGAGAUGUGCCAAAUGCAAUUUUCGAAUCAAUAAGGAGAGUAAGACAUGUUCCAAUGAUGCCUGUCCAAAUCAAGGACAACAGCUCCAGGCUACUGAAGGCUUUGAUCUGCUGGUGGACAUCAGUGAUCACACUGGGACUUUGCAGUCAUGCAACCUGACAGGCACAGUGGCUGAGAAAACCCUGGGCUGUAAAGUUCUUCCAUCUACUAGAAGCAGAAGUGGAAUGAGGGCGAGCAUUUUGUCAUUUGCACUUGCUGACCCCGUUGAAGUGAAGCAAAACCUUGCCUCCUUUGUGGCUUGAUGCUGUUUUGCAACACAGCAACCAAACAGCAUGGUUCCUCGUGUGAGGAAUGUAGAAAUGUGGGCCUACUUGUCUAGUAAAUUAACUUUUUGGUUCAAAUACAUAUGUUGUGACUAAUUCAAUAUUUUUGACAUUUCUUUCCAAGGUCCCAUUUGAUCUCAUUGUGUUGUAAUUGAUCACUGUAAACAAAUUAACUUGGUGUAUCUCUGUAUGUUUGUUUCAAACUGAUUUUUCUUAAGUGCUUUAACAAAUAAAAACAAUGAAUA